AUGCCCAAAAAUCGGUUUGGGUGAAUCAGAAUAUUCGCGAGAAAUAGGAUGGGAAUGGGCGGAUGGAUCGGGAUCGAGACAUGGAGGUGGGGCAGAUACAAGCCAAACGACUUGACCUGCUACGUACCUGUCUUCCUUUAAUGGCUGGUACAGAGUCUCCUGCUCGCAAAGAGGUCAAACCCAUAUUUAUACACCUUGAUGACAGGCCAACCGGGAGGCGUGGCAGCCCCAGGGGAUUCCCGAGGGAAGAGAUCUCCGAGGGAGGACUCCAACCUUCAUGGAAGACAAUCCAAGCUUGCUCCCCAACGACGGGUGGAUGCUGAUCAGACUGCUGUGAUCCUGGAGCAGUCCCAUCGUCAUCGACUCAUCCUCGAAGAUGAUUCUAAGGAGGAGGAGAUCGAGCAUGAUGACACUAUCCUAGUUGACGCCCAAGAGCUGCUCGUGCUUCUCAUGCAGCCUCGGGAUAAAACUAUGUUCACUAAGAGUGUCUCGUACAAGAAUGGUGGUUCCACUCAAGAUCUGGAGGGAAGCAAAAUGAAGAAGACUACUCGCAUAUCCUUCACAAAUGAGGCCCUACAACGGGAUUCAACUCCCUAAGUUAGCCUGCCACUGAAGAAAAUCGGCCUAGCGGUUCAUCAAUGGUGACCAGCACUUUGCGACGCCGAAUUAGAAAAAAGAGCAGCUAUCAAUCCCUUUUGAGGCACCCUCGGGUCAAGAAGAGAAGGAGGCCCUUGUUGAUUCUGACGUUGCCACGCCCGAGGAUCACCAAGAUGUCCUUGACUCUGAUGGAUAUCAUUCGACGGAGGACAUAGAAUCCUUUGAGAUCAAGCAGCAAUCGCCAGCUGGUGCAUCCAAACAGACCCGCCAAACUAGGAAGGGUCGUGUAAACCAAGUGGUGGCAGCUUUUGAGGCUAGUCUGAUCUUUGCAAAGGAUGAGGGAGACUCUCGACCUCAUCUUGCUGGCGAUCCUGUGAUUGAUACUAUCAUGGGACGUCAUCAAGAAGAUGACAAUUGAUCUACCUGGCAGCUGAAUGAAUAUGGUUCUAAUUUGCUGGACCCUGUAAUUGGGAAUCGAAAACAUGCGCCGGAUAAAAUGGAGGGAGAAGUGGGAGAUCCUUCUAUACCGAAAAAACAAUUUGUGGAAUUAGCUGAAGUUCUUGAUAAGGUGGAGGAAGCCAGCCUCGAGUGGCCCUCAUCGGAUAAAUGAGGCGACUGGCCUAGAAUGUGAGGGGAAUUGGACCAUCACUCAUAUUCCAAAUAGCUCUCAGUUUAGUUCAUUCUAAUAAACCGGAUCUCUUGUUUUUCUCUGAAAACACGAUCGAGCCGGAGAGUAGUUUCCCGUCAUAUGUGGGGGUUAGGUUUUCAUCAUUCUCAUUGUUUCUUUGUUUAUGCGAUUGAUGCAUCUGGAGGUUUAGUGUUUGCUUGGUCCCUCGGGUUGACGCUUCAGUGUUUUUUCAUUCUAACUUUUGUAUUUGUACACAAAUUAAUGAAGUGGAUUUUUUUAUGUCGUGAUUUUUUGUUUACAUUAGUUGUAAUGUUGCAAUAAGAGCUACACAAUUGGCUCAGCUACGUGAGAUUUGUGAUAAUAUCCACCUGCCCUAUGCUGCCAUUGGUGAUUUUAACACUACUCUUCAUGAGAGUGAAAAGAAUGGUGGAUUGUCGUGGAAUGUUGCUCAAUCUCUUAGCUUGCGUGACUUUAUCCAGGAUUUGGGCCUUCAUGACCCAGGUUACCAGUAUGAUCAGUUCACUAGGACGAACAAACGUAUGGGCGUAGCUUGCAUUCGUGAGAGGUUGGAUAGAGCUCUUUGCUCUCACCCUUGGAUUGAUCAAUACCUGGAUACCUUGAUCAAACACUUCACGGAUCAAGGAUUAGAUCAUCGAGCCCUUCUCCUCUCUGGCAAGCAUUAUGCUCGGAAUAGCCUCCCCCUUUUUUGAUUUGAUGCCCGUUGGGCGUAUAAUGCGGAGGUCAAGGCAUGGUGAAUUACGUCUAGCAAGAGAUUGACCGGACACUAAGAAUUCAAUUUGUUGUAUUCAGGGUACCCCUAUGUUUCGACUUUGGGAACGCCUUAAGAAGUUACUCCAUUUGUUGUAUGAUUGGAGUAGGUCGGGCACUAAGAAUUCAAUGCGUAAUAUUAAAAAUCUCCAGGCUGAGAUUGACCGGACAAAAUUGAUUCAUCGCAUUGAUUGGGUUGUGAUCCGGAGCCUAGAAGUUGAGCUAAAUCAGCAAUGGGAGGCGGAGGAAAUCUACUGGCAGCGAAAUUCCAGAGUUCGAUGGUUGAAAAAGGGGAUAAAAUACAUCCUAUUUCCAUACGGUUACGAGGGCCCGUCGAAAAUAGAACUUCAUAUCCGGCCUUCACAGUGACAAUGGAGAAUGGAUCAUUGAAGAAAAUGGGAAAGUAUCCAUUGCUAAUAAUUUUGAUCAGACUCUUUUUACCUCGGAGACUCAAUUUCCAAAUAUGGCUAAUAGGGUGGCGACUCUCCCCAUCCCUCGCAGUGUUACUCCGAAAAUUAAUGGCAAUUUGACGG
Linum trigynum is the source of this 2526-nucleotide messenger RNA. The record is from the annotation of a GenBank genome assembly. Lineage: Eukaryota; Viridiplantae; Streptophyta; Magnoliopsida; Malpighiales; Linaceae.